Messenger RNA from Moneuplotes crassus, 2085 nucleotides. Lineage: Eukaryota; Ciliophora; Spirotrichea; Euplotida; Euplotidae. The record is from the annotation of a GenBank genome assembly.
AGAAGACAAAAAUGAUGGACAGACAAAAAGGAAUGAAGCAGAGGAAGAUAGCAGGGAUGUUUAGGAGGAUGGGAGCGGUCAUGAAUGUGUUGCAGUAUUAUUCUAACAUGAAGGAAUGAGAUGUUUUUAUGAGAGAGUUUUCAGUGGAUUCAAGGAAGAUAUGGGUGAACAAUUUGUCGAAUUGGGUACAUUUUAUGAGAGAAACAUUGACUCCAGUUGAGAUAUGUCAAAAUAAUAUCGAAAGAUAUAUUCUUAGUCAGUGACUCCAGAAUUUUCGGUUCUCCAUAAGGGUCGAUCAUAAAGCAGUCAAAAAGUCCAGAUUUAUUAAAUAUUUACAAGAGUUUAUUCGCAGAGUCCCAAGUAGAAGCCAAUUUGAUUCGAUAUUUCUAUCAAUCUCUGCGGAUCCUCAUUACCCAUAUCUAACUGAAAAUGAUUGGAAGUCCAAAUAUCGAUAUUUAUCAAAAAUAUCCAAAGCACUUGAUUAUGAACCAUUCAUAUCCGAAAUAUCAGAAGAUUCAACCAAUAUUGUAGGUUUUUACCUAGGCGAAAUAUUUAGUGUCAGACGCGUAGCUAUCCUUGGUAUAGCAGUAUUUGACAAUUUUCAAAUUCUACCUUACCCAGAGAAUGAAGAUAGAGCCUACAUUAUUCAGUCAAAAUACCUGAUUGAUAAAAAUUCAAUAAGUUUGAAUUCUAGAGUAUCUAAGUUCUACCCAAACCUGCCUUGCUAUAACCUUGGCGAUCAGAUUAUUUCUCCAUUCCUUGAAGUAACUGAAAUAGAGUUGAAUAUAGAUCACUCAGAAACUACUGAAGAAGUCUGCAUGGAGAUCCUCAGUAUGAUAUCAGUCUAUUACCCUGCUCUCAAGAAGAUCAAUUACAUGCUACAUGGGACUGAUCUAAUUCCUCAAUGAAAAGCCAUUCUCUACUACCGGAAAAAGAGAAAUCUGGAGUGCUUCAUUUAUUCUCCAAGGAUAAAGACCAUCUCAUCCAAGAUCAGGAUCAAAGCUUCUAAUGUGUCCAUUGUUGGCUCAGCAGAAAAUGGCGGCGUUUGAGAGAGAUUCACCUGAUCUUGUGAUGUCUACCUUCAUUCGCCCUUAUUGGUUCAGAAUCUAUUGAUCUGAAAGCAAUUUGAGAUACACACAAUGUGGGAUUUAGAUGAUUCAGAAAGUAGCAGCAAUUAUAACUUAUCAAAUCAGUUAUCCCUCCCUCAAGCGCACCCUCCCGCCCACGAAUCCCAAGCUAUCACCAUCAACCUUUCCCAUGCUACCUCACUAGAGACCGACUACGACAAACUAUGCAACAUCCUAUCCACAAAACUAUCCGUCAACGACCAGAACGAACCCCUGAAUUUAACCAGCAGAGGAAUUCACAGAAAAUAUUCUAGUAAUUUUGUGAAGACCAGUGAGAUUGUGCAUAAGUUAGGGAAAGAAUGUGAGAUUUUAGUCAGAGCGAGUUAUUAUAUGAGAGCAAGGGAUGGGAAAUAUAAUGAAGAGUUAAGGAAUGUAGUAGAGUGUGUGAGAGGAAGGGAGAAUAAAGUGACAAUCGAUAUUCCACCAGAUGUUCAGGAUAAUAUUGCUUGGGAUUAUGUUGUGCAAGAACUAUUCCCAAUUGUUAAAAGAGUUAAUCUUGUCUUAAGCCUCACACAAGAGAAUACUGUAACUUUUGGUAAGAAUAUGUGGAUGGAGUUGAAAGCUCUUUGAAGGUGUUCUAACUUUGGAGAAAUCAAACUCAAAAUGAAAGAGCCUCUUGAGUUGAUAGCAGAACAUGAAGAUAAAAAGACUGAUGAUUUUGUAAUAGCGACUGUCAAAGAUUUUAAAUCAAUGAUCAAGCUCCCUCCAAGUGUCCAAACUAGAGACAAACAAUUGGAUAAAGAAGGUAAAUGAGCACUCUGGGUGGAAGAAUAAAGAUAUGAACCCAAAAUUAUCGAACAAACCUCACGUAUCCUAAUCUUCCCAACCCCUAUCCCUAAUACCCUUCUCACCCAAUCCUUCUAUCUCCAAUCCAAAGCCUAAAUCCCCAAACCCUCCUCUUGACCCCAAAACCAGGCUUCUUGAAAUACCAAAACUCUGACUUGAAAUAAGUCUGUUC